Molecule: messenger RNA, 978 nt
Organism: Micropterus salmoides (largemouth bass)
Lineage: Eukaryota; Metazoa; Chordata; Actinopteri; Centrarchiformes; Centrarchidae
Gene: tmem220
Product: transmembrane protein 220
Exons: 6
Coding region: 353-865 (170 amino acids)
Source: RefSeq, a predicted model, not a curated record
CACGUUAAGAAUUUUAUCCAACGUAGUUCAGUAAAAUAGACAGUACGGGGUAUUUUUUCCCCACGCUAGUAGACAGCUUUGUCAGAGGACAUAUAAAUAACAAUAUUGUAAUCAUAAAAUCUGUAUCUUUGGGUGCAGAGAUGACAAAAUUAGAGAAAUCAUUGAAGAUCCGCCUAUAAUGAUGGCCUGUGGUCCUAAAGGGGAGUGUGGCAUUAAAUAAUUUUGGGAAUUGUGGUCCAGAUCUGUGGUCCAAACAUGUCAAUACAGCAUGCAGAAUUCGUAGUUGACAUCAAACAAACCCUUUCAGCAGACUAGAAGGACGCCCAGGCGGGGAGGUGAAAGGUUGGAAGCAAUGGGGGAAGUUUGUAGAGAGAACACCAAGUCAUGGCUUUCUGUGAUUUGGCAAGUCUGCAACGUUUCCAUGUCUUUAUUCUUCGCUCUUGCAACAUAUGUUCAGAUUAAUGACCCGGACGCGGGGUUAUGGAUGGUGGGUUAUAGUGUUCCUACAGUCCUGUGUGCGGUUAUCGGCUGGAAACCCCAUGUGACAGAGACUUUGACCUGGAGGCGUGUUGCAGAUCUCCAUGUGAUGAUCUCCAGCGCCGUUGUUGCCAUGUUGGCAUGGAGUCUUAAUAAAGAGCGAAUCACAGAGAUCUUACAACAGGAGGAGGGCAGAGAAUUCUCUGGUCUCACGUUGACGGUUGUUUGGCUGCUCCUGUGUCGCCACUCUGGAAGGGCUCCAGUCGGGACGCUCAGAGUCUCAACAGCUGUUGCAAUCACGGUCUUCCCCUUCGUGUCCUGGCUUUACUACUUUAUCAACAAGGAGCUGACAUCAAACUGGCCUUCACAUUGUAAAACUGUUAUUUAGACAUCAGCUUCUUGUCCCCUUUUUGGCUUAAAUAUUCCUUUUUAUUAUGUUCUUUGACUGAAAAAAAUCCACAUGACAGCUAUUAACAAACUAAAACUAUUUCUUAUCCAGUA